GACUUAAUUUAGAGAGUCACGUGAUCAUCAGUGUUCUCUUAAGGAUGUGAGACAGAAAUAAUAAUAUAAACAGCUGCAAGUCAGAUAGCACAUUAGUGUUUCUGCAAGCCUCUGCUGACAUGAACUAUUUGGUUUACUUCAUUCACGCGGCGCUGCACUGUUGGAUUGUGGGAUCGGUCGUUUCUAGCGUCAAUGGACAGCAGGUCUGGCCAGUGCCUUACAAGCGACUUGACAGGCGUCCAGAUGUUGAUCCCUUCUGCCAGGCUUUAUACCCAUUCUGCCCGACCGGGGAUCCAGACGGCCGGAUACCCGUGAUGAGCGACUCGGACAUCAUCUCGGUGUUCAGACUGCAGACUCCGGUGUGGGAGUUCAAAUAUGGAGACAUGCUGGGAAAGUUUCAUAUCAUGCAUGAUGCCAUUGGCUUUGGAAGUGCAAGAACGGAAAGAAACUUCACCAUGGAGUGGUACGAGCUGUUUCAGCUGGGGAACUGCACUUUCCCGCAUGAGAGAGCGAGCGUGAGUGCGCCCUUCUGGUGUAAUCAGGGAGCCGCGUGCUUCUACGAGGGCAUCGAUGACAUUCACUGGAAACAGAAUGGCACUCUGGAGAAGAUAGGAGAGAUUUCAGGUGAGAUGUUCAAUGAGAUGGCUCGCUGGGUUCAGGAGGACAAUGAAACGGGUGUUUAUUACGAGACUUGGAUGGUAAAGUCAGAUCCUGGUGCAAAUGCCACAACGUGGUUUGAGUCCUACGACUGUUCUCAGUUUGUGCACCGCACUUAUAAGACGUUACUGGAUAUGGGUGCCGAACUGUCCAGCCAAACGCCAACAUAUUACACAAAGAUCUAUCUGUACAGCGGAGAGCCACUUUAUUUGGGAGACGACUCCAUCUUUCAACAGUCUUCCACGAAAGAUCUCGCCACAGACAUCAAGAAGUUCUACCACUCGUUUCGCUCCCACCAAUCAGUCAUUGAAAUGAUCGAGAGCUUGUUGGAGGCUUUUGAAAAGAUGGUCCUAGAGAAGACCUUCUAUUUCUACUACAACUCUGAAUAUUGGAAGCUGCCUAUGAAAUAUCCAUACAUUAAAAUAAUCUAUGAGGAGAUUCCUUUACCAUAACCACAUUAUUUUUGCUAAUAAAUAAUUGCAUUUUAAAUUUUCUAUUUCCAUUCUAGAUUGUCAGAUUUAUCAGAUAAAGUGUUAAUAAUUUAUACUAAUGCAAAAAUCCUUUUAAUGUCUUGUUGCUGUACUGCACAUUGAUGAAUAUUGUCGCCUUAAUGUAAAUGAUUUGAAAAACAGCCACAAUUUUUCACGCAAUGUUUAUUCACCCUCAUUUCAAUAAAAGAAUGUUAUAUUCAUGUUUUUUACAACAACACAAAAAAGAAAUGUGAUGCUUUCAUAUUCGCAAUACAAACAAUAUGCUCACUUGCUUCAGAAAAAAAUCUAAUACAUAAGCACUGGGUUUGAUGCUAUUUGUCAAUUUGUUUCUCAUUUCCUAUGCUCUGGUUUACACGGAGUUGAUGUAAUGCUCUUCAGCUUGCACUAACAAAAAGCUUUUUGUGUCAAAUUGGCAAGAUAUGCGCUGCUAACUAAAGCCGAGCUUGUGUAAUUUAAUUUGUAUGUGAACUACUAGGCUUUGGCUUCCCUUAUCUGAUCAUUUUCAGGAAUAUUUCAUUUUCAGAUGCUGGCAGGAAUCUUAGUUUACUUUAGUCGCUACAACAAUUUGCAAAAGCUAAAACAGCUUUAAUUCUUGAUAACGGGUUAAAAAAUCUAUUACAUGUUAUUGACUUUGAUAUAUGCAUAUAAAUCAACAAGGAGCAUCUCACUCAAAGCUUAACUAUCAGUAUAAGGCGAUUAAUAAUAAUAAAAAUAAAAAGUAUAUUAAUAAGUUAGACUGAUCAAAUCUAAUUACAAGGGUACAAAGAUCCAUCAAGGAGUAAUUCCCACUCAUCUGAAAGAGAUCAGCACAGAAACACUUCAAAAUAAGUAUUUCUAUUUAUGUCAAACACACAGCAUUUUAUAGAGACACGUGGGACUUCCUUCUUAAAGGAAAAUGUUUUCACUGCUUCUCUCCAAUACUGAAUCAUAUUGAACUGAAACGAAGGGGCGUAUUUUAACGCGGCCAGAUCGUGCAUUGUGUGCAUAUCCAGACUAAUUCAUUCAUUAUAUGGUCGUAUCCCAUUCAAUUUGUCAUUGCACAACAUUCUUCAUGCAAUCUAAUAGAAGCCAAUCAACGCUUCAUUGUAUCCCUAAGAUGCUUUCACUAUUUUCUUCCAAAUUUAAGGACACAAGUGAGCUGUGAGCCAAACACUGAUCCUUUCAUUUCCUUCCACUCUGACAUACCUAAGACCUUGAAAAUAUGCUGUUUUAUUGUUCUGCACCCUCCUCCCUGCUACACCCAAAUAUGAGCAACUAAACCACCAGAAAGAGAAAUUUCAAUUUGGUAUAAGGUGCAUAUUAUUCACUAUACAUCUUUGUACAAAAGCACCGCAAUACCAAACCUGUUAUAUUACAAAAUGUUUGAAUCACGUAAAAUAUAGUUAAUCAUCUAUCUACAUAAACCAAAAGCCCAACCCUGAUGGUUGUGCACUUCUUUUUAUCCUUGUAUUUGUGUUGGUGAACAUAGUGAGAGGCCACUAGUUAGCAAAUAACAACAGCUCUCAUUAGUGUUAUGGCUUUUCAUGCCACUAGAGGAGCUGCUGAAGAUUCCUAGUGAGAACCUGCUACACAAAGUAGCCUUCAGAUUAAUCAAAUGCGAGAUGCUGGGAUGGGCUCCAACAUCCCUGUGGACAAGCAUUUGGGAAAAUGGAUGGUUAGUUGCUUAAAUGUUGAGCCACUGAAGACAUACAGAUACACAGCGGGACUAAGUGACUAAGAAAUAGUGAAGCAUCUGCUGAGAAUGUCAACAAAGAGCCUAUUCAUCUAAAUACAUGAAUAAUGAAUAUCUGCGUCUAAAUAAAACAGCUUUCAGUUGCAGUUUCUUUUCGAGUAAUUUUAUCUAAUUUUUGUCCUGAAAAUGUAACUUACAGUAUAUACAUGUUAUGUCAUGUACAGCAAUCCUUGAUUUAGUUUUAGUGUCAAGAGAGAGAGAAAAAAAAAAAAAAGAUAAAUUAGUAAAUUUUACAAAAUGUCCAGGGCUGCAUUUCCCAUAAGCA
Messenger RNA from Onychostoma macrolepis, 3145 nucleotides. RefSeq names its product CLN5 intracellular trafficking protein (gene cln5). The record is from RefSeq and is a predicted model, not a curated record. The transcript is spliced from 4 exons. Gene Ontology annotation, molecular function: hydrolase activity, acting on glycosyl bonds. Bases 120 to 1109 code for a protein of 329 amino acids. Gene Ontology annotation, biological process: lysosome organization. Gene Ontology annotation, cellular component: lysosomal membrane; lysosome. NCBI's taxonomy places the organism in Eukaryota, Metazoa, Chordata, Actinopteri, Cypriniformes, Cyprinidae.